UCCAUUUUAAAAAGUGCCUUCAGCACUCAAUUGCACAAGAAAGGGAUGGAGCUAAUAUGGGCGAGAUUUAUCUAGUGCGUGUUUUCCUUCUAGCAGCUGUGACAAUGUAAAUGAGAUUUUGUACUUCCUCUAAUCAUCAAAAAGUUGUGAAAUGUUUUAUUCAUGUUUCAUAAGAAUAUGUUCCAGGUGGGAAUGCUUUUAGAAUGAACUGUCAGUGAGCUAAAUUCAGGCUGGUGUUUUUGUUUAAACAAAGAAAGAAUGUUUUGAAGUGCCUUGGGUAUAAUCCACUAGAAACCUUUUCUUCACAGGCUCUGCACGAAUGAGUCGGGAGUGACCCAUUUACACAGCAUUCAACCACUCCAGUGGGAUUUGACUACAGUAAAUUCCCAGCAUCGAUCUUCCUUGGCCAUGCUAUAAGCAAAACUAACUGGCAGCCUUCUCAUGAAGCAGGGGGCAUUAGUGUUGGGUGCUGAAAAUGUACUAAUUUGUCCAUAAAGGGGUUCAAGCUUUUGACUGAAAGUUCCAUUAUGGCAAAAGAAAUGAAGGACCUUCAGAAACAGUGGCACUCCAUGAUGGAGACCAUACACAGCAACCCACAUGUUGUUGCUUUUAUGAACUCUCGACUUGGCCGGUACCUAGACAACCACCCCUUUGUCACCUUGUCCCUGCUGGUGUUCAUGGCAGUGUCUGCAGUGCCUGUUGCAUUCUUUCUGAUUUUCGCUAUUUCCACAACCAUCAUUGCCUGCCUUGGCAUGGUCAUCAUAGAAGGUUUUGUAGUGUCCCUGGGAGGCGUCACCCUGCUUUGUGUGCUUGGCGGGCUGGGUUUGGUAUCUCUGGCGGUUUCUGGUCUGCUGAGUGUUAGCUACCUGGCACUUCGAACCAUGCUCAGCUACUGGUCUGAUUCAAAUGGUCUGUCAAAGAAAGAAGCAGCUAAUGGAAUCAGCUUGCCACCGAACAGUUCUCCUGCCUUAGACAAGUCCGCCACUAAUAAGAGUGAAUAAAUUGAACCAGCUCUCAGAACCUUUUCUUGAGCAGUGCUUAUAACAUACUUUUGAAGGAACUGUUGCAUUCUCAAAAUGUUUACCUGUCAGAAUGGCCAAGGCUCCAUUCAUUGAUUACAGGAGGAAACAAUCCAUCAUUAAACGCAUGUCACAUUAAGGCUGUACCGAAGCAUGGCAAAUAACCCAGCAACUGCAGACAGGAUCCUGUUGUGUUUUCUGUGGGUUUAUCUCCCAUUUAGGUCAAUGGCUAUUUUGUGUUGAGAAGAGGGGUGGGUGGGUGGUGUGUGUUGGUUGAUAUAAACUUGGAGGCAAAAGGUCUUCUACUAACAGAUGUUAACGUUCAAUAGUGCUGGGAGGUAACACUUUUUUUUUUAAUGUGGAAAACCACUUUCAAGCCUUAAACUUCUUUCAACACCUUUUUGAUGGAAAAGGAAGCUUGGGCCAUGUUUAAUAGAUUGCUAGAAAUGGAGCUAAAAGAAAAGGUGUUACUCCUUAUGAUUGUAUGUUUUUUUAACUGGCUCUUGUGAAUAGUCUGUGUUCUAAAUUAUUUGGAAACAAUAUCCUAACCCUCCCUUCUCAUGAAUGUUGGUGUUUUGGGGAGGGUGUACAAUACUGGAUGGUUAAGUAUUGUGCCUUAUGUUAUGCAGUGUUUUAAAUAUCUGUAUAUUGAGUCAGCUGUUUUCAUAUCUUUUUUUUUUAAAGAAUUCUGUUGUUUUCCUUUUUGCUUAACUAAGAAUGCUGGUCUUGGAUACAAUUUGUCAUUAAAACUGCUACUUGGCAAUCUGA
This is a messenger RNA of Eublepharis macularius, 1787 nucleotides long. It is a transcript of the gene LDAF1, whose product is annotated as lipid droplet assembly factor 1. NCBI's taxonomy places the organism in Eukaryota, Metazoa, Chordata, Lepidosauria, Squamata, Eublepharidae. The record is from RefSeq and is a predicted model, not a curated record. The transcript is spliced from 5 exons. The coding region runs from base 528 to 1001 and encodes 157 amino acids.